AUGCUCCUCCGUCUUCUAAUACUUCUUCAGGCGGUGGUAUAUGCCAUCUAUCUUGGCUGGCCCAUGGACGAGCAGCUCCCAAAUGUCGCUCGUGUAAACCAGCCUUAUGAGUUCACCAUUGCCUACUUGACUUACCGCUCCAACAGCGGUGGGUCCAUCUCAUACUCGGUGACCGGCUUGCCCAGUUGGCUCUCGUUUGACCAGCUGAGUCGAACCUUUUCAGGGACCCCAUCAGAGAGCGACGUCGCGUCUUUUGAAAUAACAUUGACGGGUAAGGACGACACCGAUGCCUCGGAAAUGUCUCGAAACUACACAAUGCUCGUAUCCAACAGCACGGGUAUCCAAUUGUCAUCUGACGACGUUAUGUUCCCUAUAAUUGCUCAGUAUGGCAGGACUAAUGGCAGAGGCGGGCUUGUUUUAUCUGAGGGUGAAGACUUUGACAUCAAACUCUCCGAGGAUAUCUUUGAGGAGAAGAAUGGCUCGCUGCGACCUAUCAUAGCCUACUACGGACGUUCUCAGGAUAGAACCUCCUUGCCUAGCUGGAUAUCGUUCAAUGCUGACGAUUUGUCUUUCUCAGGCACAGUACCUUAUGUGACAUCUGACAUCGCACCUUCCUCAGAGUAUGGCUUCAGCUUCUUAGCGUCUGAUUACUAUGGUUUUUCUGGUGCAGAAGCCAUCUUCAAAAUCUUGGUUGGUGCUCACGACUUGAGCACCUCUCUCAACGAGUCGAUCAAGAUUAACGGUACCUUUGGCGCUGAUUUCCACUACGAGGCUCCGAUUCUUUCAUCCGUAUACUUGGAUGGAAACCUCAUCAACAAGUCGAACAUAUCUUCUGUGGCUACCAACGACCUCCCAUCUUACGUGACAUUCAACAAAGACGAUUAUACUCUCAGUGGAGUGUUUCCAAACUCUUCAAGAAGUGAUAACUUCUCCAUUGUUGUGAGCGACUUCUACGGCAACACCGUUGACUUGCCCUACAGGUUUGAUUCCAUUGGUUCAGUCUUCACGCUCAAAAAAUUGCCCGACGUCAAUGCUACAAAGGGUGAGUUCUUUGAAUAUCAAAUCAUGAAGUCUUUCUUCACUGAUUUCAAUGAUACAGAGGUGAGCGUUUCGCUUAAUGAGAAUGAUAACUCAUGGUUAUCCUACGUUGAAUCUAAUAUGACCCUUGUUGGUAAAGCCCCAUCCGACCUCAACCUGGUCAAGGUCAAAAUCCAGGCUGACUCCUCUUACGAUUCAGAGUCGAGAACUUUUUCGGUUCGUGGGAUCGACAAGGAGAAAAAACCAACUAACUCAUCGUCCACUUCAUCAACUCUGUCGACACCAACGUCAAGAUCUUCAGAAUCUUCGACGCUGAGUAACGGAGCCGAUGAGCAGUCGAAAUCUGGAAAUCAUUCACGUAAAGCAUUGAUACUUGGUCUUGCAAUAGGCCUUCCGUGCUUCUUCCUUGUAUUGGCGCUUCUUUUGCUAUUCUUUUUGUGUUGCAGGCGUAAGAAAAGGCAAGAUGAGGAGGAGAAUGAAAAGUCCAUGGAGGAUACGUUCAUCGAACGGCCUGAAAACUUGGAUGAUCGUACUGAGACACCACAUCAGUUGGGUGCUUUGAAUGCAUUGAAACUAGACAAUGACUCUGCGUCAACUCUGUCCUCUGUCACGCAUGUUGAUAGCGACUCGACCUCAAGAUACUUUGAUGCUUCAGAGAAACCAAUGAAGUCAUGGCGAGCAAAGGAUGAGUCAGAUUUGAUGGCUGUGAAAAAUAAGCUUAUGCAAAGACAUGCCUCAGAAAUUUCUAAUAGCACGGUCAACACUGAGGAGCUUUUUGCCGUUAGGCUUGUCGAUGAUGAAACUCGCAGAUCCGCAUCUCAAUCCCCGUUUUUCCUGAGAGACUCUCUUGAUCAGCACUUCCGUGAAAGCGGCUCUUCGGCUAAUAUAGAGAGGCUUGACAGUGAUAGUAAUAUUGUCCCUACGCUGGUCUCCAAUACAUCCUCACCAAGAAAGCGUGCUGCUCAAAGCAUGAGUCUCAACAACAUUAACGAGGAAGACAACGCAUACAGAGGAGGUGACAAUAAGUAUCAAUAUGGCCGUGAGGAAUCUGAAGAAAAGGAUUUGAUGGCAAAGUACUUCAGCGGCAAAACCUCUUCUAUUGAUGCGGACGACUUUAAGGUUGUUAAAACGCCAGUGGGUAAUUAUGAAUGGAGAAGAUCAAAAGAUGCCCUCGUGGCAUCCCCAGAUUCAGAGACCUUCCUACUAAAUAACCCAGAGCAUACGCCUGUGAACUCAUAUUCUACAACUGCUGGUAAUAACGCUUCUAAAACAUCAGUCUAUUCUGAUGAUCUACAAAACGAUAAACCUCUUGGUGCAGGCAAAACACUCAAUGGCCAGGCGAAGUUAGUUGAGUUCACCAGGAAAGGCAGCUUGAGAGAUUCUUCCCACACUCCUACCAUGGAAUUCUCUGGAGAGACUGCUCAAAUUCACGACGGCAGUAGUGCUGAGAGCGAGUGA
Candidozyma auris is the source of this 2496-nucleotide messenger RNA. It is a transcript of the gene AXL2, whose product is annotated as Axl2p. Gene Ontology annotation, molecular function: calcium ion binding. Bases 1 to 2496 code for a protein of 831 amino acids. Gene Ontology annotation, cellular component: membrane. NCBI's taxonomy places the organism in Eukaryota, Fungi, Ascomycota, Pichiomycetes, Serinales, Metschnikowiaceae. The transcript has a single exon. The record is from RefSeq and is a predicted model, not a curated record.